CUGUUGUCCCGUAGGUGUUUGGACCCAUAACCGAACUGUUCGGCCUUCACCCCACGGUGGCUUUCAAACGGAACCGAGAUUUCUCUGAGAAAAAUGAAAAUAUAUUCUGUCUUGAGAAUUAAUCAAAGCCCAGGUGACGUCAGAGCUGAACCGUGUGAGCAGGCCAGAACCGAGCUUUGAUUCGGAGAGGGUCCAAGACCGGAACCAACUUUCCUUUUGGGUCGAGCUGAGAACUUUCAACGGCGCUGAAGUUGGCCUCCAACUCGGUGCUGACUUUGGUUUUCUGUAGUUAAUCUGGGUCGGAACCAACCAGAACUGGGUCAUUCUGGGUCGUUCUUUAAACACAGGAUGUCGGAGGCUGGCGCCCGGCGGCACAGAGGCGGCGGUCUGGUGGACGCCUACGACCGCGUCCUGGAGCAGCAGAUCCUGGGACGCGGCUCCUGCCUGGCCUGCAGGGACGAGACGCUGCGGACGCAGGUGGACGGGCUGCUGGAGGACGCGGAUCCUCGGGAGGUCCACUGUCUGGGCCUGGACCCUCUGGGGGCCAUGGAGGAGGCGCUGAUGGCGGCUCCGUCCGCGGCCUACGGCCGGAGGGGCGGGGCCGGCCGGGGGCUGCGGGGGCUGGCCAAAGCCUUCGAGGUUCUGGAGCAGGCGGCGCUGAACCUCUACCUGGGUCCCUGGAGGGAGGAGUACAAAGUCAUCAAGAUGUACUCCGGUACCUUCACCCACUUCAUCGCCCCGGUGCUGCCGCUGGCGCUGGCCGAGCGCCUCUUCGGCCUGCUGGGGUACCGGCCCGGCCCGGCCCGGCCCGAGCAGCUGCGCCUGCAGUCGGCCAGAGUCAGCCCCGCCGCCCUGGAAGACCUGCUGCGUCUGUCCUGCGCCUUCUUCCUGGCCCGCUGCGAGUGCCGCCUCCUGCUGCGGGCCCUGGGGGGGCGCGGGGGCGACGGCCAAUGGGAGCUGAGCCUGGUGAGGGAGCGGCAGAGAGGACUCCGCCUGCAGGUGGCUGUGGACAACGUGGGGCUGCAGCUGGCAGCCGAAGCAGAAGUGGAUCUGUACCGAGAGGAGGAGGAGGAACCUGGAAGUGAGGAGGAGGAGGAGGAGGAAGAGGAGCCGGGGGGGCGUAGGUCAGACGUGCGCUGCAGGUGCCUCGCUGCUCCUCCUCUCCGCCUGCAGCGCUGCUUUGACUGCAACGCCUUCCACAGCAUCACCUGCGCUGACCUGGCUGAGUGCAACGUGAGCCACCACCGGGUGGAGGACGCCAGCGGGGGGGAGGGGGAGGAGUCCCGCUGCGAGGGCCCGGGGAGGCGGCCAAUCAGCUACCACUGCGAGUCUGCUAAGGCGGACCCGCAGCUGCUGUGCCGCUCCUGCAACGUCCUCCACGGCGCCGCCUGCGUGGAGGGCAAACUGUGCCGGACCACGCAUGAAACCAGCGCGCUGGGAAGAUGCUCCUGCGGGAGGCCGUCCUCCAGGAACCCGCUGGUUCUGUGCCACUACUGUGGCAACGAGUACUGCAGCAGGUGUUGGUACCAGAACCCUCUGUCCUGCACCUGUGGACAGACGUUUGACCCGUCCACCUCCGUCUGACGGGCCUCCUCACACUAACGAGUUCAGCAGAACCACGGCGCCUUCAGUCUGGGUCUGCUCCUAACGGGUCGGGAUGCUUCUGGGUCACUUCAGUCUGUUGGGACUCCGUCUGGAGUCUGUGGAGCAUAAAGUUCUGCAGAAUCUGCCUUCUUACACGUCUGUCUUUUCUUUUGCUACACUCAGAUGUUUCACACAAUAAAACUAAAGUUAAAAACCAA
Fundulus heteroclitus (mummichog) is the source of this 1802-nucleotide messenger RNA. RefSeq names its product spermatogenesis associated 2-like (gene spata2l). NCBI's taxonomy places the organism in Eukaryota, Metazoa, Chordata, Actinopteri, Cyprinodontiformes, Fundulidae. The transcript has 4 exons. The coding region runs from base 349 to 1584 and encodes 411 amino acids. Gene Ontology annotation, cellular component: cytoplasm. The record is from RefSeq and is a predicted model, not a curated record.